Messenger RNA from Lutra lutra (Eurasian river otter), 3132 nucleotides. It is a transcript of the gene SYBU, whose product is annotated as syntabulin. Lineage: Eukaryota; Metazoa; Chordata; Mammalia; Carnivora; Mustelidae. The record is from RefSeq and is a predicted model, not a curated record. Gene Ontology annotation, cellular component: vesicle; cytoplasmic microtubule. The coding region runs from base 172 to 2160 and encodes 662 amino acids. The transcript has 8 exons. Gene Ontology annotation, biological process: axonal transport of mitochondrion; synapse maturation.
GCUCCACCGGGUCGCUUGCGCACCCGACCCCGGGCCAGCCGGGCCCUGGCCUCCCGGGCGCGCGUGGAUGCCUCCCCCUGGACGGCGCGAUGGGCCCCUUCUGGGAGAGAGAGGGUGCCUCCUCCUGGACGGCGGCAGCGGCGGCGCGGGGACCCGGUGGGCAGCAGAGCGAUGGGACCCCUUCGAGAGACCAAGAAGGAGCAGAGAGUGCAGCAUCAUGAGAAGGAGAUUUCCCGAAGCCGAAUUCCCCGUUUGAUUCUGCGGGCCCAUCUGCCCCAGCAGCAGCACAAAGUGUCCCCAGCCUCUGAGUCUCCCUUCUCUGAGGAAGAGAGCAGAGAGUUCAAUGCCAGCAGCUCUGGGCGCUCGGCGAGGACCAUAAGCAGCAACAGCUUCUGCUCAGAUGACACAGGCUGUCCUAGCAGCCAGUCCGUAUCUCCCGUGAAGACACCUUCAGAUACUGGAAAUAGCCCUAUUGGUUUUUGCCCUGGAAGUGAUGAAGACUUUUCCAGAAAGAAAUGCACAGUUGGAAUGGUUGGUGAAGGAAGCAUCCAGUCAUCUCGAUAUAAAAAGGAGCCAAAGUCAGGCCUUGUAAAGCCAGGUAGUGAAGCGGAUUUUAGCUCCUCCAGCAGCACGGGCAGCAUUUCCGCUCCUGAGGUCCAUAUGUCUGCCCCGGGAAGCAAGCGGUCCUCUUUUUCACGCAACCGAGGGCCCCAUGGGCGGAGUAAUGGAGCUUCGUCAUACAAGUCUGGCAACAGCCCGCCCUCCCCACGGGAGAAAGACUUUCUGUCCAUGCUGUGCAGGAAUCAGCUGAGUCCCGUUAACAUCCAUCCCAGUUACGCGCCUUCCUCCCCAAGUAGUAGCAACUCGGGCUCCUACAAAGGAAGCGACGGCAGCCCAGUCAUGAGGCGCUCUGGAAGGUACAUGUCCUGUGGUGAAAAUCACGGUGUCAAGCCCCCAAACCCAGAGCAGUAUUUGACACCUCUGCAGCAGAAAGAGGUCACUGUGAGGCACCUGAAGACCAAGCUGAAGGAAUCCGAGCGGCGGCUUCAUGAAAGGGAAAGCGAGAUCGUGGAGCUCAAGUCGCAGCUGGCCCGCAUGAGGGAAGACUGGAUCGAGGAAGAGUGCCACCGCGUGGAGGCCCAGCUGGCCCUGAAGGAAGCCAGGAAAGAGAUCAAACAGCUCAGGCAGGUCAUCGAAACGAUGCGGAGCAGCUUGGCUGAUAAAGAUAAAGGCAUCCAGAAAUACUUCGUGGACAUAAACAUCCAGAACAAGAAGUUGGAGUCUCUGCUUCAGAGCAUGGAGAUGGCGCACAGCGGCUCUCUGAGGGACGAGCUGUGUCUGGACUUCCCCUGCGAUUCCCCGGAGAAGAGCUUGCCCCUCGGCACCCCUUUUGGCAAGAUGGCGGAUGGGCUGGCUCUGGAAGAGCAGGUCGUGGAGGAAGGGGCUGACCGCGAGCUGCUGGUGGGAGGUGGCAGGGCCGAUGGCACAGAUCUGUUUGAUGGGAUGGUGACAGCCGCCACCGGCGAGGCCCCCGACCUGGAGCUUCUUCGCUCCCCGUGUGGGGCCGAGGCCCUGGGGCUGCUCCCCCUGGCGGGGGGUCAGGAGGAGGGCGGCGUGCUGGUGGAGCAGGCCGUGCAGACUGACGUGGUGCCCUACAGCCCCGCGGUCUCCGAGCUCAUUCAGCAUGUGCUCAAGCUCCAGGACCCCUGCCCCUCCAGCCCCGCGUCUCCCGAUGAGUCCGGGGCUGACUCGACCGAGAGCUUCCCGGAGUCCUUCUUGGCAUGCCUGGUUGAUCUGACGCCAAGAAAUCCCAACUCCGCCAUCCUUUUGUCUCCCGUGGAGACCCCAUCCGCCGCGGGGGGUCCGGCGGCCCCUGCAAACCGCCUCAUGAGAGAGCUGGAUUUUGCAGGCUCCGUGGAGGAGAGACUGGACGUCGUCGUCCCGCUGCCGCGGGGGGCCGCCAGGAGGCAGUACUGGAGCAGCAGCUUCCUGGUGGAUCUCCUGGCCGUGGCCGCCCCCGUGGUCCCCACGGUUCUGUGGGCAUUCAGUACUCAGAGAGGGGGGACAGAUCCCGUCUACAACAUUGGGGCGCUGCUGCGGGGCUGCUGCGUGGUCGCCCUGCAUUCGCUCCGCCGCACCGCCUUUCACAUCAAAACCUGAGGAGAAGUUGUCGCCGUGUGCCAGUCUGUCCCGCGUCCCGAGCUGCCCUGGGGUGGGGGGGGGGGGGGGGAUGGGAGGAUGGGGGGAGACAGCGGGUCAACCUGUGGCGGUCUGUGCUCUGUCGUUUUGCUCCUCGGUAUUUGAUUUGCACUAUAUUUAGUUGACACCUGUUCGCUGUCUGAAAUGAGAGGUAUCUUCAAAGGCAUGGAGACGUGGUUCAAGUUCAAUGUCCCACCAGUGGUAGAGAAAGCAUGCUCCUGACCCUGCCGUGUCGUCCGAGGUACCUGUGCUUCUCCUAGUGGUUCAGGAAGAGAAAAUGCAGAGUUUGCACUUUCAAGACAGCUUCUGUAAGGCCGGCAUGUUCGCUCCUUGCUUCGCUUUGUGCCGUUUAAAAAUGUGUAAUUGUUACAGCAUUCCAGUGGUCUUGUGCACAGCAGGGGACUGUAACCAAAAAUAAAACUGUACUCGUGUAAUUGGUUUGAAGAAGUCUUGAAUAGCUCCUUAGUGUCUUACUUGGGGUUGAUAAGGUUUGAGUGUUUGGGGUUUUUUUACUAAAUGUAGCUCCAGAGUCGUAAAAUGGCUUGUUUGUUCCUAAACCUAUUAAUUGAUGAAACUGUAUGUAAGUUCACAAUGUAUUAACUUAUUUUUUGCUUAUUAUAUAGUGUUUUAUUGGGAAUUGUUUGUAACCAUACACUUCAGCAUGAUGAAAAUAAAGAUUAGUGUUUCCAUUUAAAUAAAUGUUUUAUCCUCCUGUAAAAUAAUUAUCUGUUUAGUUUUACUCCUGUAUAUGGUAAGAAAGACUAAAUGGAUAGGUCCUUUCUUCUUUAUCAAUAGGGGUCUGUAAAAUGGAAUUAACUUAAGGAAUGAGAAAGAGGGGGAAAUUAUUAAAGAAAGGUGAGGAUUUCCUACUGUCUUAAAAAAAACUUUGCUUCUGAAUAAAAGUAGCUUUGAUUGUUUGCUCUGAAAUUACCC